GUACCGUAUUCGUCCAGUGUGCCCAUUAUUCUUGUGUUGAGUCAGUGCCAGCAGCAGAAGACCUCUUUCGGUUUCCUCUCCUGUCAAACAGCAGCGGGGGAAAUCUGAUAGUGUGCUGCCUGGGGAGCGUCGCAGGUCAUAAUACACAUGAACGCAAACCUAAAAGCUAACGGUGGUAAACUCGGUCAAGAUAAAACCGUUCAACCUUUGAUUUUCUAAAACUUCUCAAACACACACUGGAAUGUGGAGUAUUUAGCCAGGUGUGUUUUUCUACCCAGAAGUCACAUGAUAAGCCAUCACGUGUCAACGUUCAAGUUUCAGGAAAGUUUUCAUUUCUCGUCGGAGAAACCCCGCCCAUCUCCGUCUCUUCUGCAUAAUUAUUGGUUCUUAUUCAGCGAUCUUCUUUUUGAUAGGUCCAGACUAACGUCACUCAAACUGCUGACGCUCUAACCGCGCCUCCUUCUUUAACCUGUUUAGAGUAAUUGAUAUCGCUUCUUAAGCGAAGGACUUGAAUUUCAUCCGCAUGAACUUAUAGACAUGGUGUCCGAGCCUCACUGAUAUGUAAAGAAUGGACACCAAAACACCUCCAGACAUGAGCAGUGCCGACUAACUCCGAUGACUUCAGUCAGUUUAGGUUUUGAAAAUGAAUGUGAAACAGAAAACGAGAAGCGUGGAAGAGGAGGAAUUAACUGGAAAUACCAUGUGGCUUAAGAAAAUAGUUCUGCUUCUCAGGUAGAUAUUUAUAGGGGCAAGAAGAGAUAUUUCAGUAGAUGCACAUGCUGUCACUAACACACUACCAUACUAUUUUCAUGCUUGUUUUGGUUCACGCUGAAACCAUUUUAAGGUAGUGAAAACCGUGUGAUAAAAAGGAAGAGGUUUGGGUUGAAUAGCAAAGUUCAACAGCAAGACUGGGGGUACAUUCAAAUUAUAGUGACGUUAAAUAAGCCAGUCAGAGAACGGAGAGCUGUGAAACAUGGAUUAUGGUGAAAGUGCUCUUUGUGGAAGUGGAGAACUGGAGCUGGAUCCAGAUAUUGUGAGCGAGGAGGCGGGGAAACUGUAUUCGGAGCUGCAGUCGGUGGUGGAGACUCAUGGAGCUGAUGUGGUGGAGUCCCUGCUGCCCAUCCUCGUCUGGGUUCUGGAAGGACUGGCGAGCUGCAGGGCUCAGCUGAGAGAGAGAGAGGAGGAGGCAGAGAGAGAGAAAGCAGAGAGAGAAGAACUGCUGCAGAGGUAUCAGACUGAGAAAACCCUGAGGAGAGAGAGCCAAGAGCGCUAUUUGGAGUUGGAUGACCAGUUUGAGCAAGAGAGGAGAGCAAUGCGUGCAAGAGAAAAGGAGAGAGAAAGGAGAGAAAGAGAGCUGGAGAAGAAAGCCAGGGAACAAGCUGAUCAAUUGAUGGCUUUGGAGGAGCAGAAAGCAAAUCUGACACGAGAGCUGAACUCAAUCAAACACACACAUAACAAGUUAGUACUGACACACCGAGAUCUGCUGGAAAAGAAAAAGGAGUGGGAGAGUGAAGCCUUCACUUUUAGGAAUCAUGUGCACAGCAAACAUUCAGAAGCAGAAACAGACACCUCCACUGAAGAGCAUGAUCCAAAAGCUGACGGUGCCCCUGAUUCCACUGCGUCAGAAAUGAUCGAGACCAACAACAGCAAAGUGACAGAUGCUGAAGUUAACCAUAAUAAUGAUCCGUCCUUUAUCAGUGGCAUCAUAAGCUCCACCCCUGAGCUGGCUCAUUUGAAGGGUUUUAUUGAAACAAGCUCCCCUGUUUGUUCAAAGACAGCAACUUCUGAAUUCAACUCUAGUUUGUUUGAUGAAAUGAAACAAGCACAGGAGGAUAAGAGAGAGGUGGAUGAAGACCGGAAGGUGAAAGAUGGAGAAACAACGAAGGAGGAGGAAGAGACGGAUAAUGACUCUGAUUGCUUGGAGUGGGAGUUGAGAAAUACAGACUCUGUGUUUUCAGAGUUAUCUGAACUCAGCAGGGAAUAUGUAGAAAACGUCGACCAGGGGGCCAGUGUCAGAGAUAGCACAGACCAGUUCGAGCAGAUUCUUUCUCAAUAUGAGGAACUAAAACACACUCAUGAAAUGGUGGAUACUGCUCGUAAGGCCCUUAUAUCUCGUGUUGAGGAGCUGACCAGUGAGAGAUCUGGCCUGAAUAUGGAACUUGAUUCUUGCCGUGAAACCAUCAGCCGACUGGAAGGAAAAACCAAAGAGAUGGAGGAUGAAAUCAAGCGGUUACGAAAAGAGCUUGAGACAAUCCAGUCAGAGGACCCUGAUGCCUCGCUACCUACCUCCCUCCGUCGCUUCUCUCGUUCUGAAAUGGCCCGGGUGGUCAUGGAGAAGAAUCAGUACAAAGAGCGACUGUUCGAACUGCAGGAAGCUGUGCGGCGUGCUCAGCUUCAGAGAAGUUCUCCAUCUCCCAGGUUAAGGAAAAGAGAGUUGUACAGGGAGAUCCGUUCUCACGUGUGGGGUACUCUGGGUAAAAACCAGCUCCAUGGCUGGAGCAUGCCUCUCGGUGUUACAAACAUAAAGGACUCUGAACUCCCUCCUGAGCCCAAAGAUGUGCCCGUCCUCAUCCAGCUGAGACUGCUGGACCAGAGAGAUGCUACAGCAAAGCUCACAUGUGCUGUUGCAGUUCCUCCAGAGAUAUCAGGAGAGCAGACGUGUUGUGUGUGGGCCGUCACUGGACCUGCUUCCAGCAGUGAUGUCACAGUGAUUGACCCGGCUCGCUCCAAUACCAUUCUGGAUCAGUUCAGCCUCCCACCCACGUCCCCUGCAUUAUGCAUCUGUGCUGUGCCCCCUACUGGAGAUACUGCGGGAACUGUGUGGAUUGGAACACAGGAUGGAGGUGUGCUGAUUCAUUCGUCCUCCAGCUCCAGGCGCCGCUGUUUGCAGUCUGUCAGUCUUUCUGAGGGGGUUCACUCUCUGACGUAUUCUCAGGGCGAGGUGAUCGCUGGCUUGGCCAAUGGGACGCUUGCAUUCUUCACCUACAGUUCAGGCAUCUGGAAUCUUCAGUCUCAAGAGGUGCUUUCGCUCGGCACGCCACCUUUGCAGCCCGUUCGCUGCUGCCUAGCAAAAGAGGGCUGUCUUUGGGUGUGCUACUGGAAUAAAGUUUACAUGAUCAGUGUGAAAAUUCGGAAAGUAGAGAGAUCGUUCACAGUGUCUGAGCGAAGUGAGCAGCAGGUGCGUUUUCUGUGCGCGGCAGGAAGUGGCGUUUGGGCUGCGUGCCGUUUGGAUCCAAUUCUUAGGCUUUUUGAUUGGACAACUGGCCGUCCUCUACAGGAAGUAGAUUUAUCGUCUGUAGUGACUAAAGCUUUAGGCUCUGCAUUCCUGUCUCUCUCUCCUCUUCAGAUCACAGCCUUGUCUGUGGUCAGUGGGCGGUUGUGGGUGGGAACAGGAAGUGGGGCAAUCUUCUCAGUUCCACUGUCGCUCACUUCAGAGUCCUGCUCUAUACCAUACUGCUCUCUUGCUUCAGCUCAGCUCUGUUACCAUGGCCAUCGACAAGCUGUUAAAUUCAUCAUUUCUGCUCCAGGCUGCCGUAGUUCCUCCAAUUCACCAGAUGGCGCUGCUACUACCUCUCAGCUCAUUCUCAGUGGCGGGGAAGGAUACAUCAACUUCCGAAUUGGGGAUGAUGGAAGUGAUGGGGCCAGUGAGUCUGUCCUACAGAGAUCAGAACGAAGUCACAUGAUUAUUUGGCAGAGCCCCACCCCCUAUGUCCAAAGCCCCGCCCUCUCUGUCCCAAGCCCCGCCCUCUGAAAGCACUUCAGCUGUUCACUCAAACAGUCUGUGAGCUCUAUCAAGAUAAGAUUGAGCAUACUACAUAGAAUGCAUUACUUUUCUUCUGUCCCCCUUCUAUAGAUGCUCCCAAAGGGAAGUAAAGGACUAAAGUCAAAGUAAGGCAUUAAGUAAUUUUGGACCUACAAAUUUUCAUUCUGCACUUUCAAUUUAGUUUAUGUAUUUUUUUGGAGGGGGGUGAACUGACUUUAAAUGACAUUGUAUUUUUUUUUUAGUCCCAUAACUGCUCCACAGACUUCUCUCCAGUGUGCCUUAGUGUGUGUUUUCAAAUUCUGCCUUGUAUUUGACCAGUGAUUUUAUUUUAUUGCACACAAUCAUCCUAAAUACUGGAACAUAGAUGGGUUGUAAUUGCAAUGCUAGGCCAGGAACUAUUAAUAUAUAAUUUUUAUUUCAUUUUAUGAUUUUUAUUUUAAAUCAUGAGGAGUGAUGCAACUGAUAUGCUGCUGGUCAUGACAUGAAGUAUUUUCAAAAAUAGUCUGUUGGUUGCUUGUCUUGCAUUAGAUCAACUGGAAACUCGCACAAAGAAAAGUAACAUCAAUAUGACAAGAAACUGACCAAGAUUGACACACUACCUAGAUUCUGUGACCUUGACAUCUAUAGUGCAUAUACUUCAAUCUGAACAAAAAGGUUAUUUUUCUUUAGGUUUGGUGUUUAUGGUGAGGUUUUAUUUUUCAUUUGAUUAUUAUUGGUCUCUUAAGUUAUUUGUUGUGAAAUCAAUGGAAGCUUCUGUGUGGCGAUUUUUUUGCAGUAUUUUUUGAAUGGGUGAAUGUGUGGCUCUACCUAUUUAAUAAGCGAGAGAAAGAAAGUGACCAUGUUUUGUUAACUGGAAAAUGUUAUGAAAAUGUGCAACUGUGUAAAUACAUUUUCACUCUAAUUAUAAAUUGUGUCGAGUUUUGUUCUGAAAAUGAUUCAGUAUUAAAAUAAAGCACCAAUGCUGCAUGUUCAAUUUUAAAUUAUGAAAAAUGUAUCAGAUUAAUCACCCAUGUUUUGCACAACAGAAGAUAUAUAUAUAUAGAAAAGUUUUGCUGCAAAAAAGAAAUACAGAAUUGCGUAUACAAAACACUCAAAAUGUACAAUGCACAGUACCACAUAACUGCAAUUUCAUAGUUUUUGUAGUAGUAGUAGUAGCAAACACUACAUUGUAACAAUCAUACUGUAACUGUCAGCCUUCAUCCUUGCCUUAUCGUUCCACUUUUCUUCUUUUGCAACUGAGAUUUUGGCCUUAUUUGCUCUUUGUGUGCGCUGUCAGCCGUGCCCAGGGGUCAGGGUGUGCUGUGGCCGCGGUGGGGUUUCCGUAUGCUGCGGCUCAGGGUGCGAACGAGCCGGUCCACGGCAUUGUGUUUGUGUGUCAGCUCAUUCCCUGAAAUCAAACCCUCAUGUUCCCACUGUACCACAUGACCCAGCCCCCCAUAAGGAUCCAUAAGGCCUGCAAACACCAGGACAAACUUACAGUGGGUCAGUCCAACACGGUCAGGUGUAGACAUGGUGA
Molecule: messenger RNA, 5279 nt
Organism: Sinocyclocheilus grahami
Lineage: Eukaryota; Metazoa; Chordata; Actinopteri; Cypriniformes; Cyprinidae
Product: C-Jun-amino-terminal kinase-interacting protein 3-like
Exons: 26
Coding region: 974-3751 (925 amino acids)
Biological process (GO): vesicle-mediated transport
Cellular component (GO): cytoplasm
Molecular function (GO): JUN kinase binding; kinesin binding; MAP kinase scaffold activity
Source: RefSeq, a predicted model, not a curated record